GUUUACGAGGAGCAGGGGGGGGAGGGAGGGAGGGAGGGGUAAUAUCGGGUCUCUGGCAUCUCAAUGCUCUCAACACAUUAAUCGUGAAGAAACAGGAUAUAUAACCCCACCCGCAAGGUCGAGUUCUCCCCUUUCUGUCAUUCCUUCGCUCUUAACCGAGAGAUUUAUCACUGAAAUUCAAACAUGCCAUCUGCCGAAAACCUGCAUUUAGCACCAGAAGCCGGAUCUUUGGACUUAGAUGUUCUGAUCAUUGGCGGCGGCUUCUCCGGAUGUCUUUUACUGCACAAGAUCCGGGAUGAACUCAAAUUGAACGUGAAAAUUAUCGAGGCCGGACCUUCCGUUGGUGGGACAUGGUACUGGAACCGCUAUCCGGGGGCACGUGUCGACUGUCCGGUUCCUGGAUAUGAGCUGUUCAGUCCAGCUGUUUGGAAGGAUUGGAGGUGGAAGGAGAGAUAUCCCUCACAGGCAGAGCUCAAGGCUUACUUUGAGCAUGUCGAUAGAGUAUUGUCGAUCAGCAAGGAUUGUCUUUUCAAUUCCAUGGUAACGUCAGCUCAGUUCUCCGUGGAUGAGAAGAAAUGGGUUAUACAGAUAAAGGACGGACGGGUGGUUCGGGCAAAAUACUUCAUCCCAGCGGUUGGUUUUGCAGCGAAGGAAUAUACUCCAGACUGGAAGGGACUUGACAGCUUCCGUGGAGCCAUAUGCCACUCUGCUAAUUGGCCAAAGGAAGGGGUAGACGUCAAGGGCAAGCGGGUUGCCAUCAUUGGAACGGGCUCCACGGGCGUACAGAUCACCCAAGACUGGGCAAAAGAAGCCGCGGAGACUUACGUCUUUCAGCGGACACCAAAUAUCUGUCUGCCCAUGCGCCAGAAGCAACUUGACCCGGUCCAGCAGGAGAACAAGGAGGAGCGUCUAGCAUUGUUUGAAUUUCUCUUCACGACCAGUGGAGGGCUUCCUUAUCUCCCUGUUCCAAGAUACACGUUCGACGAUUCGCCCGAAGAGAGAGAAGCCACAUAUAAGAAGAUAUACGAGGAGGGGGGGUUCUCAUUCAUGGGCGCGAACUACCAAGACUUCAUGCGUGACGUGGAGGCAAACCGCGAGGCAUAUCGAUUCUGGGCCAAGAAGACACGAGCCCGAUUGAACGAUCCCCGACUCCAAGACCUCCUUGCUCCUCUCGAGCCGCCUCACCCCAUUGGCGCGAAGCGCGCGUCGCUCGAACAGGACUACUACGAACAGUUCAAUAAGCCCAACGUACACCUGGUCAAUGUCAAGGAGAGCCCAAUCGCCGAACUCAGACCCAACGGUAUAGCAACCGAGAAAGAGUUCUUCGAGGUCGAUAUCAUCGCCAUCGCAACGGGCUUCGACUCAGUCACCGGCGGUAUUGAGAAAGUAGGUCUCAAAGACGCAGAUGGCGUCGAUCUCAUCAAGCGAUGGAGAGCUGAUGGUGUUCACACGUAUCUCGGGAUGACGGUCAGCCGCUGCCCGAACAUGUUCCUCCCUUACAGCGCCCACUCGCCCUCUGUUUUCUCAAGCGGUCUUAUAACGAUCGAGGGACAGUGUGAUUGGAUCUGCGGCGUGAUACGGAAAAUGGAAACAGAUGGAAUCAGCGCCAUUGAUGUGAAGAAGGAGGCUGAGCAAGGAUGGACGGACGAGGUUGCGGCAGUCGCCCAGAUGACUGUUAUUCCCUAUGGCCAAUCGUGGUAUAUGGGUGCGAACAUCCCUGGCAAACGGGUAGAGUCUCUUUUCUAUCUUGGGGGGAUUCCUCGUUACCGGCAGAAGUGUCAGGAGGCGUUGGAUAAUAAUUUGGAGGACUUUGCUAGGUUGUAGAUACUCACGUGGUGAAUUUACUUCUAAAUAGUACAGACGUGAUAUGUAAUGAUCAGUAAAUUGCUAUAUAAUAUAGGUGCAGUCAUAGUAUCCUGCAAAAAGCCUACAUUAUGUUUUCUUUGUUAUAAUCCGACAUUUGCAGAGUACUUUUACAUGCAUAUCGUUUAGUUUAGAUGCAUCCGCAU
Molecule: messenger RNA, 2009 nt
Organism: Aspergillus ruber CBS 135680
Lineage: Eukaryota; Fungi; Ascomycota; Eurotiomycetes; Eurotiales; Aspergillaceae
Product: flavin-containing monooxygenase
Exons: 1
Coding region: 184-1824 (546 amino acids)
Molecular function (GO): oxidoreductase activity
Source: RefSeq, a predicted model, not a curated record